Molecule: messenger RNA, 2579 nt
Organism: Perognathus longimembris pacificus (Pacific pocket mouse)
Lineage: Eukaryota; Metazoa; Chordata; Mammalia; Rodentia; Heteromyidae
Gene: Hrob
Product: homologous recombination factor with OB-fold
Exons: 10
Coding region: 10-1962 (650 amino acids)
Biological process (GO): recombinational repair
Source: RefSeq, a predicted model, not a curated record
GCUGUCGCCAUGGCAUGCAGUUUGCAGAAGCUGUUUGUUGUGGAAGAGGAGUUUGAAGAUGAGGAUUUCUUGUCUGCAGUGGAGAAUGCUGAGAACCAGUUUGUUGGAGCACUGCCCAUGAAUGCUGGGCGCCUGAGACCUGUCUCUUCCAGGCCCCAAGAAGCCACGCAGGCGUUGAGGCCAGUGCCAUUACAUCCCCCUACUCCUCAAAGCCUCCCACCUCUGGGAGUCUGCCUCGCUACCUCCAGUGUACCUAGAACCAUCACGGACCCAUCUUCUACAGGAACAGUCCCCCUGAGGCCUGUCUCAACUUCCAGCUGCUGGACUGGCAAUCAGAGAAUGACCCUGCCAGAAGGACUGCAAGAGUCGGCCCCACUCCCAUCCCCACACUCUGUUCGUACCUCGGAAAGGCAUCAGCAGGACAUGGGUGGCUUUGAGGGACCUGAACAAGAUGACUUUGAUAAAGUGCUGGCAAGCAUGGAACUGGAGGGAGCUGGUGUGGGGCUGAAACGUGGAGUUAGCAGUGAGAUCACACAAACCUUGCCUGCUCGGCAGCAGGAGGACCCAGUAUUGACUAAGAAGGCCCGGAGAGCUGAUCCAAGUGGGACAUGCCAGAAGGGGCCCGUGCCAGCCACCCACACAGCAGGUGUUGGGUCAGUCCAGGAUGAACCUCUCCAGCUGCCUGGCCACCAUAGGAGUCCGUGGUCCCGCCUGAGACCUGGUGCUGUGGGCAGCCCUCCUGCCCCACCAGACUCGGCAGUUCCCACUUGGCAGCCUCCCUGGGAAGUCUGCCCCACAGGCCCCUCUGUUCCAGCACCUCAGCCUCUCGAAGCUGUGGGGGGUCCCAUUCAGAACAGCCCUCAAAAUCGAAUGCCCAGUCCGCCAUGUCAGUCUCCCAGUGCCUGGUUCCAUGGCAAACCCCAUUUUUCUGGACCUCAGACUCCCAACUCCAGUUGUUCUACUCCCUCAAAGACCAGCUCUGCUGUACUUUCUCGGGGGCCUUUGCCAUUUCGAGCCCCAGUGUCUUCUGUUGAGUCUCCUGUUGUCACCCCAAAAGGUCCCCGUUCCUCCCUGGUUUCCCAGGCCACUGUUCAGACACCCAGAGUCACCAACCACUUGGUACAGCUGGUCACAGCUGCCAGCCGCACACCCCCACAGUCCACCCGCCCCUCUGCCAGAGCCAAAACUCGCCGCUUCCCUGGCCCAGCAGGCGUCCUGCCUCACCAGCAUAGUGGGAAGAAUCUGGAGGAGAUCAUGGUUUCCACACCCCAAACUCCGACUCACGGUGCUCGGGCUAAAUUCCAGACAGAGGUUGUUGCUAGUUCCCAGGCAUCAGUGGAGGAAGAUUUUGGGCAAGGGCCUUGGUUGACCAUGAAAUCUGCUCUGGGCCUGGAUGAGAACGACCCCACUUGCUUCCUCUGCACCUACAGCAUCAUCAUGGUGCUUCGGAAGGCAGCCCUGAAGCAGCUUCCCAGAAACAAGGUUCCCAACAUGGCUGUGAUGAUCAAGUCUCUGACUCGGAGCACGGUGGAUGCGAGUGUGGUUUUUAAGGACCCCACAGGAGAGAUGCAGGGGACUGUGCACAGGGUGCUGCUGGAGACACACCAGAAUGAGUUGAAGCCUGGCUCAGUGCUGCUGCUGAAGCAGAUUGGAGUGUUUUCUCCUUCACUCCGGAAUCACUAUCUCAAUGUGACACCCAACAACCUGGUCCAUAUUUACAGCCCAGAUUCUGGGGAUGGGAACUUUCCAAAGCCAUCUCAUCCCUUCUCCAAGGGUCCCAGAAGCUUCGAUGACAGCUUCCAGCCUGAUGUCACCCCAAAGCCAGCACAGAAUCCAGGGGUGUCCCCAGAGGAAGAACUCCCAGAAGCAGAUGACCUGGAUGGACUCCUGAGUGAACUCCCUGAGGACUUCUUCGAUGUGCCCAGCAGUUGGGACUGCCCCAAAGCAGGGCAUCCACCAUGAGCCUGCAACAUCUCCUCUCCCAGGCAAUCUGGGUAUAUGGGUCUCGUCUGCAGUAGAGCGGGCCGGCCGAGCGUUUCUGCAGGGUCUCUCUCCGGAUGCUUCCGGGAGCAUUCUCCAUCGGCUGUGUGCUGCUGUGGCCUGGGGACUGUCUUUGGCACUGGCAUUCUAGAACGGAACUGAAGACUGGCUCUCCCACCUUCCAAGUCCUCCUGCCAACAGGAACGGUGCUCGACUCCUUCCUCAGCCUCACUUUACAGGAUGUUGGGCCUGGUGCUCCUUGUCCCUGGUCAGCUGAGUAGCUCUGUUACACCACUGGUGUCUUGAGGCCCAGGGUUCCUAGGUGCUGAGGUCACAGUAUGGGAUGUUGGACGUGGUUCUGAAAUAAAGCAGCCCUGCUUCACCUGCCUCUUCUUUCUCACGCCUGCCCUGCCCCCUGCUCAGGCAUGAGCACAAGCCAGAGCAGAGCCCGGCAACUUUCUUGUCUUUUUCACAUGCUUUUUUUUUUUUUUCUUUCUUUUAAACAGUUUCAUAUUUAUAAAAUUGUAAAAAUACUUGAGAAUACCCUUGCACUCCUUAUCCAUAGCAUUACUCUUUUCUCUAUUAACAGCUUGUAUUAA